Molecule: messenger RNA, 2741 nt
Organism: Rattus norvegicus (Norway rat)
Lineage: Eukaryota; Metazoa; Chordata; Mammalia; Rodentia; Muridae
Gene: Sox10
Product: SRY-box transcription factor 10
Exons: 4
Coding region: 294-1694 (466 amino acids)
Biological process (GO): central nervous system myelination; negative regulation of apoptotic process; oligodendrocyte development
Cellular component (GO): cytoplasm; nucleoplasm; nucleus
Molecular function (GO): identical protein binding; DNA-binding transcription factor activity, RNA polymerase II-specific; chromatin binding
Source: RefSeq, marked validated
CGCUCAGUCAGUCUCGGGCUGUCCAGCCAGGGUGUUUGGUGGUGAGGAUUCAGGCUCCGUCCAGACAAGGCAGUGGCCUGAGGCUCAGGGCCCCCCAGCCCCUCCCUCCCAGUCCAUCAGCGUCACUCCCCAGCCCCGAGCUGGACCGCACACCUUGGGACACGGUUUUCCACUUCCUCAGGACGAGCCCCAGACUGGAGGAGAGGUCGGAGGAGGUGGGCGUUGGGCUCUUCACGAGGACCCCGGCGGCGGGCCCGGGGGAGGCGGCCGAAGCGGCGGCGGCCGGGAGCGACAUGGCCGAGGAGCAAGACCUAUCAGAGGUGGAGCUGAGCCCCGUGGGCUCGGAGGAACCUCGCUGCCUGUCCCCAAGCAGCGCGCCGUCGCUGGGACCCGACGGCGGCGGCGGUGGCUCAGGCCUGCGAGCCAGCCCAGGGCCCGGCGAAUUGGGCAAGGUCAAGAAGGAACAGCAGGACGGCGAGGCAGACGAUGACAAGUUCCCGGUGUGCAUCCGCGAAGCGGUCAGCCAGGUGCUCAGCGGCUACGACUGGACGCUGGUGCCCAUGCCCGUGCGGGUCAACGGUGCCAGCAAGAGCAAGCCGCACGUCAAACGGCCCAUGAACGCCUUUAUGGUGUGGGCACAGGCGGCACGCAGAAAGUUAGCCGACCAGUACCCGCACCUCCACAAUGCUGAGCUCAGCAAGACGCUGGGCAAGCUCUGGAGGUUGCUGAACGAGAGUGACAAGCGCCCCUUCAUUGAGGAGGCUGAGCGGCUCCGGAUGCAGCACAAAAAAGACCAUCCGGACUACAAGUACCAACCUCGGCGGCGGAAGAAUGGGAAGGCAGCCCAGGGGGAGGCAGAGUGCCCAGGCGGGGAGACCGACCAAGGAGGGGCUGCUGCUAUCCAGGCUCACUACAAGAGUGCCCACCUGGACCACCGGCACCCAGAAGAAGGCUCCCCCAUGUCAGAUGGGAACCCAGAGCACCCCUCAGGCCAGAGCCAUGGCCCUCCUACCCCUCCAACCACCCCAAAGACAGAGCUGCAGUCCGGCAAGGCAGAUCCCAAAAGGGAUGGGCGCUCCUUGGGGGAGGGCGGGAAGCCCCACAUCGACUUCGGCAAUGUGGACAUCGGGGAGAUCAGCCAUGAGGUAAUGUCCAACAUGGAGACCUUUGAUGUGACUGAGCUGGACCAAUACCUGCCGCCCAAUGGGCACCCAGGCCACGUGGGCAGCUACUCGGCAGCUGGCUACGGGCUGAGCAGUGCCCUGGCUGUGGCCAGUGGACACUCUGCCUGGAUCUCCAAGCCACCAGGUGUGGCUCUGCCCACGGUCUCGCCCCCUGCUGUGGAUGCCAAAGCCCAGGUGAAGACAGAGACCACAGGGCCCCAGGGACCCCCACACUACACCGACCAGCCGUCCACUUCCCAGAUCGCCUACACCUCCCUCAGUCUGCCCCACUACGGCUCCGCCUUCCCCUCCAUCUCACGCCCCCAGUUUGACUACUCUGACCAUCAGCCCUCAGGACCCUAUUAUGGCCACGCAGGCCAGGCCUCUGGCCUCUACUCAGCUUUUUCCUACAUGGGCCCCUCUCAGCGGCCCCUCUACACGGCCAUCUCUGACCCCAGCCCCUCAGGGCCCCAGUCCCACAGUCCCACACACUGGGAACAGCCAGUAUAUACGACUCUAUCCCGACCUUAGAGGGGCCCUGUCACCAUUGGUGCCCACGUGGCCCAGGGCCCCUUCCCCCAGCCUGUGUGCCCUGCUCCUCAUCAGCCUCAUGCCCAGCAGUGGCAGUGGAGGAGGCUGCAGAGGCUGACAGCAGCAGGCAGGCUUCUGCCAGCUCCUGCCCUGAUGACCUCCACCCACCCUGGCUCAGGAGGCCAAGCCCUGACUGAGCUGGCAAAGGAGGAGUUUGGUGGCCAUCCCAGACUGAGGGUGAGGGGCCACCCAUCCCCAGAAAUAACCCUCUAUCCCAGGACCUGAGAAGUCGUUCUCAAGUCCUUCAGGGAGGCAGAAAAGGGUAGGGUGGGAAACCUCACUGCUCCUGUUCUCUCCUGGGAGAGCAAGGGGCUCAAGGGCCUGUGUGCCACUGUGUCACUGUGCCUAAAAGCUAGGCUGCCUAGGGACCUGCUUCAAAGCCUGGAGCUGGCUCUGUCCUGUCACUAAGGACUCACUGAGGACAGCUUUGAACAGCUUUGUGAAGAGCAGGGUGGGACACUCAAUGGACACUCUGAUCCUUUCACCCCCCUCCUCACCUGAAUGGGAACUGGCCGAGGUCCCCAGAUCCAGUUCUGCAUUAGUAACCUCAUCCCUCACCUAACUGAGGAGAGUCCUCAUGUUCUUCCCCACGACCUCCACUCCUCAAGGCCCACCCCAGGUGAGGAGGCAGGGGCUCCAGGAAAGAAUCAGAGGUGUCCAGCCUUCCUCUCGCCUUCUGUCAGCCUCAGUUAGCACUGCACGGGCCCUAGCCCCAGAGCCCAGUACCUGGGUUGCUGGCAGCAGGCUGGACACUAAACCCCUUCCAUGUACAGUCUACCUUUGCCUCGCACCCUUUGCUCCAGCGAUACCUUAAUAAAGUACGUAGCUCUGUCUCCCCAUCUCCUGUCUGCAGCCCAGUCCACACGUAACACAUCGCUGCCCCUUUAUCUCCACAGUCACCAUGUUCCCAUCCCUCUAGCUACUCCAGCCCCAAUUAACUUGCAUUAAGCACUCCAAGUAAUAAAAUCAAAGCUUCUGGUUGCCUGC